AUGGCCACUGCUCCACCCCCUCUGGCCGGACUCAAGGUCCUCGAGUUCGCAGGCCUAGCUCCAGGACCCUUCGCCGGAAUGCUCCUCGCUGACGCCGGCGCGUCGGUCUUACGAUUAGAUCGCCCUGGCAAAGCCCCCACCGAGGACAUGCUGGCGCGCCGGAAGGCUUCCAUAGCCGUCGACCUCAAGUCGGCCGGCGGCGUUGCUCUGGUCGCCAAGCUGGCCGCCCACGCGGAUGUGCUCAUUGAUCCUUUUCGCCCUGGCGUGCUCGAGCGCCUGGGCCUCGGCCCAGACGUCCUGCGCGCCGCAAACCCUCGCCUCAUAUACGCCCGCAUGACCGGAUUUCGCCGCGACGGCAAGUACGUCGACAUGGCUGGUCAUGACAUCAACUACCUGGCCGUCUCGGGCGCCCUGUCUAUGUUGGGACGCAAGGGCGAGAAGCCCACGCCGCCCUGGAACAUCCUCGCUGACUUUGCCGGCGGCGGGGCGAAUCUGUUUCAGGGGAUCCUGCUCGCGCUCGCGGCGAGAGCUGCCAAUGGUGGCAAGGGCCAGGUGGUCGAGGCCAACAUGGUCGAUGGAAGCGCGUAUCUGGCAACUUUCCCGCGCAUGGCUCUCAAGACAGUCCUGGGCGGCGCCCCGAGGGGGGAGAACCUGCUCGACACUGGCUGCCCAUUCUACGACACGUACGAGACGGCCGAUACGGGCAACUAUAUGGCUGUCGGGGCCCUGGAGCCGCAGUUCUUCGCCGCGCUGAUGCGUGGGCUGGGGCUGCAUGGUCAGGGUUGGGAGGAGAAGCGAUACGAUAGGGAUCUUUGGCCUGAGCUGAGAGAUCUGUUCGAGAAGACGUUCAAGUCCCGGACGAGGGCGGAGUGGGAAGCCGUCUUUGAUGGGACCGACGCUUGCUGCACUCCCGUGCUCACAUUCCCAGAGCUGGAAGAGGGAAGGACGAGCAGCUCAAGGCCUAGGGAGGGCGAUCAGCGACCACCUGUAGGCCUGCGAGACACGCCCCUGCUCGCUGUCCAUCAAGGCGUGCAGGAUCCCGCCACGCAGGGGCAGGGCGCUGGUGUUCCUGGCGGCGGUUACGAGGCAACCCACCUGCGGCCCGGACAAGGCGGCGAGGAAGUGCUGAACCAGUGGCUUGGCUGGGCAAAAGGAAAGGAAUUUGAAGCCGUAAACGGUGGGCUUGUUCUCAAUGACAAGUCGAAACUCUAG
This is a messenger RNA of Pyricularia grisea, 1212 nucleotides long. RefSeq lists its product as uncharacterized. The coding region runs from base 1 to 1212 and encodes 403 amino acids. Gene Ontology annotation, molecular function: catalytic activity. Lineage: Eukaryota; Fungi; Ascomycota; Sordariomycetes; Magnaporthales; Pyriculariaceae. The record is from RefSeq and is a predicted model, not a curated record. The transcript has a single exon.